Molecule: messenger RNA, 11627 nt
Organism: Anthonomus grandis grandis
Lineage: Eukaryota; Metazoa; Arthropoda; Insecta; Coleoptera; Curculionidae
Gene: sdt
Product: protein PALS1
Exons: 20
Coding region: 426-3845 (1139 amino acids)
Biological process (GO): protein localization to plasma membrane; morphogenesis of an epithelial sheet; establishment or maintenance of epithelial cell apical/basal polarity
Cellular component (GO): plasma membrane; adherens junction
Molecular function (GO): protein binding
Source: RefSeq, a predicted model, not a curated record
ACCAUUAUGGAUCAUUUCAUCUGGGCCAUCAGGCACUGACCAUCGACUUUAUAGGUCAUGGGGCGCGCAAAAAUCUGGUCGUCCAGAUGACCCCGACGUGCAACUUGGAUCACGAUCGCCGUCACAGCAUUAUGCCUAACGCGAAGGAACCCCAUCAGAACCACCCCAAUUAAUUUUUAUUGGGAACUAUAUACAGUCGCGUUUUCCGGUUUUCUCAGGACUCUGUUUUCAAUAUUACUGCCUAAAUAUCUGUUUCGCAUAAAAUAUCAUAUAUAAAUUUAAUAUCUACGGGUUAUGGUGUGAUUUUUAUGUUGAAAAAAACUUAUCAUUUGUGCGAAAACAUGUUUGAAAUUGUUGGUAUGUUGCAUGCUCGUUUUUUGGCUGGAUAACGAGUUCUAUCUUCAAAAUUUUUCGUCGUACAAAUCAUGGUGGAUUUAGGAGGUUAUGUAAUAAUUCUCGUCGAAACUAAAGACAAAAAGAUAAAGCUUUAUGGUUCGCCUGCUGAUAACGACAACCUUGAAAUUGGAGAUGAAAUUUUGGAAGUUAAUGGUAAAACACUAGAAGAUGCUAAUCAUACGGAAGUAAUCAACCAUAUUCAUCAGUGCAUUAGGUCAAGGACAAUAUGCCUUCGUGUCAAGAGAAAAAGUGGUGCGCGUUUGGCAGUGGACUUAGAUCUGUGCCAGGACAACGUGCAGGAUGCGUUCGUCAUCGCUGUCGAGCAGCAGGCUCGAGAGCGACUGGAACGACUGUCGGCACUCCGCAAGAUUACCCCCAUCGACAUAACAAAGUUAGGAGAACAGUUAAAUCAACAAACUAUAGUAUCAACACAGGACCUAAAUGGAUUUAUCAACAAUUCGCCCAUUUACGUUACUUCUUUGACGGCCACAGAAAAUUUAAACAACAAUUCCACAGGAAGCAAGUCCGGAGGCGCACUCGGAUCUUCCACAUCUGUGGUGGCCGUGCAUCGGAGUGCUGGAGGAGACAAGUGUAAACCAUUAGCUCAUCAAUUAAAAAACGACGUGGGCAUUACUGCACAGCCUCCAGAGCAGAUUAGCGCAGCUGCUCUGCUCGCUAAUCAUAUCGGAGCUCCUAUCAACAGAGAGGUAUCCGAGCUGCAGUCAACAGCGGCUCUUACAUACGCACCCAUCAACGCAAUCGCGACGCGUAGAUCAUCAUCGCCUUAUGCUAACGGACAUACCGAGUUGCUCAUCGGAGAAGACAAUAAAUUAAAAAACUUAUCUUCAGUAGAAAGCAACAACAAUAAAUUAGGUGUUGAUUUUGAUAAACAGCAAAGGUCGCGUCGAAGAUCAGGGAGCAGUCUAGCCGUAAUCGAUACGGAGCUGCAGGAACCAAUAAAAAAGCCGCCGGACGAUCUGGACUCCUUGGACAUGGUGAUGGUUGUACCCCAUGGAAACGAGGAUGGCCAGCCCCAUCGAGAGAUGGCGGUGGAUGUACCAGACAGUUUUGUAGCCCGAAAUAAAACUCCGCCGAGGUAUCCGCCACCCAAGCCCAUUGGAACGGUGGGAUACAACAGAUUUUCCGGAGUAAAUUUUGGCGGAGACGUGCAAGAAAGAGCAAUUGAUGUACCUGAAAAUUACAUAGAUAGAAAAAGUACCCCACCAAAUUAUCUUCAGACGACAAGUAAAAAUAAAAUCGAGCCGACGACCAACGGUUCAGUUCCCACAUACCAAAACCACCAUCUCCCCUCACAAGCAACUCCCCAAGUUCCCCCAAAACCCGUGCCGCCCCCAAGGGAUCACCUGAAAAUAGAACCGGAUGGCAGAUUGGUAAAUAAGGCUCCCGCACCUCAGUUACCCGCUAGAAUAGUCAACAAUAAUAACCUUAAUGCCACUCCGAUAGCCAAUAAAACUUCCAUCGUUACCGAACCUACCCGGGAGCAGCUGGACAGUAUUAAGAAAUAUCAGGACCAACUUAGAAAAAGAAAAGAGGAUGAAGAUCGGAUUGCGGCUCAAAAUGAGUUCCUCAAUCGAUCUUUGCGUGGAUCUAGGAAACUUCAAGCGUUGGAGAAUAAGGCUCAAGGAGCGAUCAACGAUGCCUUUGAAGAUGAAGCCGCUGAUUCGGCACGGUCCGAAAGUCCCAUGGAGGAAAAGGAGCGAGUCCAUGUUCCUUACGCUUAUGGUGACUUAGUAGCGGCUGUACAACGUCUGCAAAUGCAGCUGAAGAAAACGUCAGCCGGUUCUGGCAUUUCGGGCCUAGAAGGCAGAAUAGCGGCCGUCCAGUCGUUGUUACUUUCGCCCCAGUUCGGUAGGGCUUUGGCUAUUCAUAAUAAAAUACAGGCCGUCCGUCAGAAGAUUAGUGUACGACCGCAACCUUCGGCGCAGAAUGCCCUUAGAGAGGUGCUCGACUCUUUAAAUAGCUCACAAAGUACUUAUGCUGUUGAGUUAGCAACAAUUUUAACAGGGUACGAGUUUGAAGCAUUAAUGUUAGCUCACGAUGGACUGGCUUCCAUUCUUCCUCCAGACUCAACGUCUCCACCUCCCCAAGAUGCCGUGGCACCUCCACCAACAAACUCCCGUUACAUCAACGAGGAUAAUAUUAAAAUAAUCCGAAUUGAUAAAACUACAGAACCAUUAGGAGCUACUGUUAAAAAUGAUGGCGAAGCUGUGGUAAUCGGGAGGGUUGUGAGAGGUGGAGCGGCAGAGAAAAGCGGUCUACUACAAGAGGGCGACGAGCUCCUCGAAGUAAAUGGAAUUGAAAUGCGCGGCAAAAGCGUCAACGCUGUCUGUGAUAUUCUUAAGGACAUGGAAGGGUCGCUAACCAUUAUUGUUAGUCGUGCUUCUCAAUCAAGAAAUCACAUGUCUCGAGAAAUGUUUCUUCAUGUGAGAGCCUUAUUUGAUUAUGAUCCUGAAGAAGAUAUGUACAUACCUUGUCGAGAACUCGGAAUUAGUUUUAGGAAAGGAGACGUACUUCACGUGAUUAGUCAAGAAGAUCCUAAUUGGUGGCAAGCAUAUCGGGAAGGAGAAGAAGAUCAAACGUUGGCCGGUUUAGUGCCUUCUUUGACUUUCCAGCAUCAAAGAGAAACAAUGCGGCUGGCAGCCGAAGAGAGAGUAUCAAAACCUAACAAAAAAAUUGCCACGUCUACGCUUUUAUGUGGUACGACGAAGAAGAAGAAGAAAAAGGGUGCUUACGAUGAAGGUGGUUAUCCGAUGUACUCAAACGAUGACUAUGAUCCAGAAGAAAUUUUAACGUACGAAGAAGUCUCGUUAUUUUACCCUCGGGCAGACAAGAAGAGGCCAAUCGUAUUAAUAGGUCCUCCAGAUAUUGGAAGGCAUGAGCUAAGACAAAGACUGAUGGAAAAUUCGGAAAGAUUCGCCGCAGCUAUACCACAUACGUCAAGAGCGAGAAAAGAUACCGAAAUCGAUGGCCAGGAUUACCACUUUAUAACGCGUGCACAAUUCGAAGCCGAUAUCUUAUCGAGAAAAUUCGUCGAACAUGGUGAAUAUGAGAAGGCAUACUACGGAACUUCUUUAGAUGCUAUCCGGUCCGUGGUCAAUUCCGGAAAGAUAUGUGUUCUUAAUUUGCACCCUCAAAGUUUAAAAAUAUUGAGGACGUCGGACCUGAAGCCUUACGUCGUAUUUGUAGCGCCUCCUAAUCUAGAAAAUUUAAAAAUUAAGAAGGACCGUUUGGGCGAAUCGUAUAAGGAAGAAGACUUGGUGGACAUAAUAGACAAAGCUCGCGAAAUGGAAAACAAAUACGGCCACUACUUCGACAUGAUAAUUAUUAACAAUGAUACCGAGAGAGCGUACCACGAUCUGCUCUGUGAAAUCAACAGCCUUGAAAGGGAACCGCAAUGGGUGCCGGCGGCUUGGGUUAAGUCCACGUAGGGAAUACUAAAGCGGUAGAAUCGUGACAGAUUCUAACCGAAGGUCACUAUCAAAAUUAAAUUCAGAAGUCUAAUUUCUUCCGAUAUUAUAAUUGUUACUUUUUUGCAAGUCAUUACUGCAAGUCGAUUUAAUACUAAAUCGUUUGAAUGAGGUCAGAUUUAUUUCUAGUCGCAACAUUCCUGUUUUAGGAUGAAAAAUACAGGAAUUCACUUUAAAACCUUUGUUGGAUAUUUACUAAGCAUCACAAACGUAUAUUGCGGUCGAUUAUAAUUUAACAAAAUUUACAGAAAACCUAUUAAAUGAAAAAAAUAAGUAAUAUAAUUUUAUAAACGGCUUAGGUAUUUAGAAAAUUAUAUUAAAUUGGUCAUACAUUUAGUCUGCUCAUAUUAAAAGAAUAAAUAAGGACAAUAUAAAAUUUCAAAAGAAUGUAAAAAAAAUUGAUUUGCUCACAAUUUAGUUUUUUCUUGUCUAUCAAUAAAAUGUCGAACAAAGGAGUCACUUUAAAAAAAAGUUAAUUAAUUUCGUAAAAUUCAUAAGUAGGUUACUUGUAGCUAAUAAAUUUAUAUUUCUUAUUUCGAGAAACUUUAUACAUGCCAUUCAAUCUAAGUUUAAUGCAUACAUUUCUUGGUACAAUCAGCCUCUAGUUUCCAGAAUAGAGUAUUAAUUUAUCGUUAUUUUAUGUUGUCAUCUUACUUAGUUGAUUUUUUUUUUCAAAUAUGCUGGUAGCUUUUUAUUUUUGUUAGAUCUAUAAUAAUAUGUGAUAUCUCUUUCUAGUUAUUAUCCCUACAAUGAAAAUAUAGGGAUAAAUGAUCCGUUUCUCGCAUUCUAGUUUUCAACACUUUCUUUCCAGUUAUGUAAACCUCUGUUGUGUUGUGUGUUGUAGACCUCUGUUUUCCAUUUCACAGUAUAAUUCUUCUCUCCUUGAUCUUCUUGGUCUGCCCCUUUUUCUGUGGUGGGUGGAAACCCACUGUAGUAUUCGCUUUGGCCAUCGUAGGUCCAUCCUUUGUCGAAAGGAUAUAUAAUAUGAAGAAAUGGUAUGGCCAUGUCGAUGGCAAUCAGACAAAGGUAACCAAAGGACUUCGCCAAGGCUGCUGCAUUACACCUACACUCCUUACGAAUUAAUUGGAGGGAGUUUUGGAAACCUAAAAAAAAAUUUGAACCUUUGGGUAUUCCAAUUGGAGAUCAGUAGAGCUUAAAUUUUGCGAAUGACCAAAUAAUACUUGCAGAAGAGCAGGAUGAUAUCCACUACAUGUUACAAAAAAUAGACGAAGAAUACACCAACUGAGUUUAUCAAUUAACCCAUCAAAAACGUAUGUAGUGGUGAGAGGUGAAGGUAGGUAUUUAGAAUUAUGAGACGUAAAUCGAAAAUACUGACAGCUAUAAAUAUUCCGCUAUUCCGGUGUAAGCAUUUCAAAUGAUCGGAACAAAAAAAAAAUAGAAAUAGGAACUGGAAAAGGUAAUUCAGCUAUACGACAACUAAAUAGUAUACUCUGACAUAAUCGCAUCAAUACAAAAAUUUCAAUCUACAAAAGGAUCGUAGAAAGAAUUGUUACAUAUAGCUCAGAGCUUUGGAUGAUAAAUAAAAAAGAUGCAUUUAAAAUAAGAAUAAUGGAAAUGAACUGCUGGCGCAGAUGAUGCUAACUAACCAAAAAAGGCAGAAUAUGUAAUAUUGAAAUCAGAGAGCAUAUGGACAUAGACAUCAAUAUCCUGGAAACUAUAGAAUGCAAAAUGAUGAAGAACUGUGGUGAGUAAAAAAGCAGUCCUUAGGAUGCAAAGCCACUUUACAUUUAUGGCAAAUGAAAAAAGAAUUUUUGUGGCAAAAUCCACAGCGGGUUUGCUUUCCUUAGUGAAUAACCAAAUGGUCUAGCCUGGUGGCAUACUGGAACGGGGAAUGGUAUACCUGAAAUGUUGAUGUAAAUUUUUCCUGGUUCUAAGGACUUCUUUUUGUGGUUUGUUUCCAAAAUACCUGUACCCAAACUUUUUCUGGAUUCCAUCUGAGCGAUUUUUCCACCAGAAAGUCUAUGCAGUUGCCAAGCAGUUUGAACAGACACAUCCACCACAUCCCACUUGCAUACUAUAAUGUUUUCAUCAGCUAAGCUGUAAAAAUACAUUCCCCGUUCUUUUUUCUUGAUAUCUUUUGACGUUAUUAGAGGACACUUAGAAAGUCUAUUUUCUCGCACAGCUCCUGUUCCUUGAAUAUUUUUUUGUAUCAGUUCUUGUACUAGAGGAAUUGAAUAAAAAGAGGAAGAAUAUAUGAUUGACGAUCAUUUAACUGUCUUAGAAUAUCGACAUACUGCAGAACUACGCUGACCCCUAAUCCCAAAUCUUUAUAUUUUUUCGGCAAAGUCGUGACACUUCCUGGUAAGGAUCAAACCAACAAAUGUACCCCGACCUUGUAGCCCCGGUUCAAAUAUUAUAGACCCAUCUGAUGGGUUUUGCACGGAUAAACUGCUUACAGGUGUGUCGCCCAUAAUAAGGUACCAUAGCUUCAUCAACACUAUGAUGCUCUGCAAAAGGAGAGUAUUCUUGAAAUUUUUUGUUCAUUGCCUCAUUGGUCCUUCAUCAUGUUAGGCUCAAAUAAAAUAACAAUUUUUACGUGCGCAGUAUACAAGCUACGACAAUGAUUCAGACGUUACUUCCAUACUGUCAAAAAGAAGAAUUGUAUCAGCAAGCUAGCUAAAUGUUCAUAUUCAUGAUAUAAUGGCGACAUCUGUUAUUGCAUGACGUAAUAUUUACAUGUCCCGAUUACGGAACAGUAGGUUCAUAUGUGUUAAUGGACUUAACAUUUUAUUUAUUUUUAUUAGCAAAUAGUACUUAGUACUAAUUCGUUUUUAUAAGGUAACGAGGUAAUUACCGCUGCUUGCGAUGCUUUUCUACUCCUGUUUGUUUUCUACCCCAGUUGUUUUCUUUUAAAUGUCGGGACUGGUAAAACAUCAUAGGGUGACAAAAUUUUUUCCAUUCUAGAUGGAGCAGGUUCUGCGUUGUUUCUAUUAGGAGAUUUUGUUUGCACUCCAGAUGAACCGGGCUCCGCAUGGUCUGAACUGGGUGGCUCAACAUUCAACUGAGACUUUGUCUUUAACGAUAUUGUUGUCCGGAACAGAAAAGUUAUUCGUGUUAAGUUAUUAUAUCACCUACUAAACUAAGCCAAGGGGUAAAAGCCAUCCUCUAUGUUCCUGUAUCCAAUGAAGUCGUGCACCUAUGUUCAACACAUAGAUGUAUUAUAGGUGUUCCUAGACACGUAAAACUCUUCUAGAUCUUAAAUUGGCAGCAUGAAGCCUCCUUCUUCUAGUGGUAGCUGAUAUUGGUCUUCGGUACGUCCUUAAAAAGUUGUCACGUAACGCUGUAACCGAAACUGAACGGUUUCGACGAACGAAAUUUGUUACAUAGCGAUCUUCUCUUUCAGUUAUUACUCUCAGGCUACCAGUUCCACGUCUUCGAUUAGCGCUUCCAGUUUCUUUGUAUAAAUUUAUAAUACGAACUACUGAACUUCUAGGAAUACUCAGACGAUUUGAAAUUGCGUGAUUUGAAUAAUGUUCUUGGUGCAAAGCCACUAUUCUUGCUCUAUCAAACAGUGAAAUUAUCUUUCCCGGCAUUUUCAAACAAAACAUACACCAAAUGUGAAUAGCAAGCCAUAAAUAUGAAGACUCAUAUUAUCAAAAUUGCCUCUGGUCGAGAUCAAACAGUAUCUUAGAAACAUUUUUUGUUCAGUGAAAUGCUAAAACAAUAUACUUUACAUGCCCAGAAACUGAACGUCAGCUAAAUACUCUUAUACAAAAUUUUCAAGGGGUCCAAGACUUUUGGCGAUGUGUGUACUAUAAUGUCCAUCUAAAAUCAGAAGAACAGGCGAAGAUGCAGACGGUUUUACUAUAUCGAUGAAAUGUCUGAACAACUGGGUGAACCUGACGUAGUCUGAAUCCAUCUGCUGGGAUGAACUGCCGCUAUUGAGCAUGAAGGGGCGCCUUUCAUAUGUUGACUAUUUUUCAUAUUUUUUUCGAGAAAAAAUGAGCAUUAGUGGUACGAAGUCUUCCGCUGCACUCAUGCAGGCUUCAAAGGCAUCAAAGUUAUUACAGAACCUCUUUCUAGUUACGUCAAUGAUGCAAUAUUUCUUUUACCCUUACGACCUAAUACAUCAGCACAAUAGUCAGAUCAGUUUCAUCCACGUUGAAUACAUUAUUAGCAAGGAACCUAUACUUCUCGUACGCGUUCCAGAAGCGUAAAAAAAUAUUAACGUAACUCUCUUCGUUAAAUUCUGUGACACGAGUGUCACAGAAUUUAAGAAGUGGGUUAGAGAAUAUUUUUGAAGUGGGUUUUUUAACCGACAGGGAAUUCUGAUACUUUUUUAAAAAUACACUGACCAACAUUUUCCUGCUCUUUAUGUGUUUUCAAUAGGAUAACUUAUACCGUAUUGCUCUGCUAACUAGAACGCCAUUAGUCGUCGUUGCGGGUUAAGCCAUAAAACUUCUUCCAAGUCAAGAAUGUAGAUUUCUUUCAACUUUGUAUCCAAAACUGUCUUUCGUCUCUUUUAAUUUCAACAGCCUGCUCUACACUAUUUGGGCUAAUUGCUGCACCGUUGCCCUUGGAACACCAAAGGUUUUUUAUGCCUUUAGGGUGCCCAUACUUUUUUUCCUGCUUGAACAGCUCUUUUGAGAUUCUCUUUAUCCCAUGUCCUUCGUUCUUUGGAGGUCAAAUUGGUGGUUAUCAUAAGUUUGUGUCAUGUGUUAGGCAUUUUAAAACAAAACGUAACAAUAUAAUUAUACAGAGUGUGUACUAAACAUGCGGAAAAAUCUAAGGUUUUAUUCCUAUUCUAAGGAUAUUUUCUUCUUUUAUGAUUUUUAAUAGGAUACUUUGUUUGGAAGAUACGAAGCGAAAAAGGAAUUUCACAAUAACAAUUAUUUAUUACCAAAAAUUACAUGUAAUGUUUCUUAAUCUACAUGAACUGUUGAAAAUGACUACCCUCCGCUCGGAUGCAAGAAUCCAAAGUGUUUUUGAAAGAAUUCGACUCCUGAACUGUUACAUCUAGCAAUUAUUCGAUUUCUCAAAUAUUCUACAUCUUCCACUGGUGUAGUAUAAACUAAUGAAUUUAUGUGUUAGGUUUAGAGUAGGCCAUACGUGAAAUCCACCUCGAUCAAUCCAGCGAUCUUGUCGAGCCAAAAUGCUAAAAUGCGCUGGUGCACCAUAGUGCAUAAACCACAUUGUAUUUCUUGUAACCAAUGACACAUCCUGCAGAAACUGAGGUAGCGUUUGUUCCAAAAAAUUGCAGUAUACCUCGCCGAUAAGUCUUGAGUGGCAGAAAUACUGGUCUAAUUAGGAAGUCACCUAUAAUUCGUAUCCAAACGUUUAUCGAGAACUGAUGUUGAGAGCGAUCUUUAAGCACCUUAUGUGGAUUUUCUUCUGCCCAAACAUGGUUAUUGUGAAAAUUCCUUAUUGAAUUUCUUGAGAAACUUCAUCGGUUAAAAGAAUAAGAGUCAGUAGUUGAGGGAUUUGAACCAAUGUGUGCAAAAUCCAUUGACAGAUUUCAAUACAUGGAAGAAAAUCUGCAGGAAGAAGUGCUUGAACGCCUUGUACAUAUUAUGUGGUAUGGGUACAACAAAUUUUCUCUAAGAAUCUUCGAAAUUGUCCCGUUACUUAAAUUUAAAGUAUUUGCAAUUUUUCGAGUAGAGGUACCUGGAUCUUCUUCCUACCAUGGCCAGCACAUUCUUUUCUAGUUCUACAUUUCCUACUGUCAUGUGCCUUCCUUCAAUAUUCAUUUCACUUCAAUGCUCCUGUUUCACAAAGUCCCUAAUGUAUAUUUUGAAAGGUUUUUCUGUUAGGCACAUUACAAUUGGGAAAUCGUUCACGGUAUAACCGACUAGCUGCUAAUGAACUGCCAUCAGCAAGUCCAUAAAUGUAUUGCAUGUCAGCCAUCUCGGCGUUCGUAUAGCCAGUGAUAGACGACUUCACUAAGAAGACUUCAAGUAUUAAACACAAAAAAUACACGUCUACAUUUUUCUAAAAUUUUGAAACUAAUUGACAAACUAAAGUUUAUUGAGCUACGUUAAUCGGAAUUUAGUUACAUUUUUUAUUACUUAAUAGGUCCAGUGUAGUACGCUAUACUUUUAUUUUGGCAACAUUAAUAAUUUUAAAACUACCAAAAUUGGAUGGUUGAAAUUCUUUUCCGCCCAAAAUAUCCUUAGAAUAGUCCAAGGAAUAAUCCUUUAAAUUUUGCCGCAUAUUUAGUUAUAUGGGCUAGCGCAUAUUACAAACCUAAAACCAGCCCUUAUUACAGAAUAACCUCAAAAAUCGGAGAUAACCCCCUAGCCCAUAUUCAAAGUCUAGCCCAUAAUUGUACCUUCUCCUCUACAUUUAAUAUAUAUUUAUGAGACAAUUUUUUAAAAUCAAAAAGUGCUGAUACGGCAUUGCCGACCACUUUGAUAUUGAAUGUAUUUUUUUGGUGUAAAUUAUUUCCUUGUUAUUAAAAUAAGAAUUGCCGCCACAAGCAAUAUGCACUUAAAUCAAAAUAUAGGGUAGUUUCACUUUCUUUACAUUUUUUUCAGCUGCGAUAAACCUACAAUUUUUUUUACUACAUUACCGGUCCUAUACAUUAUUUUCUUCCUAAACUUACUCAAGACUCUUGCAUAUACACAAACACUAAAUCUUCGGGUUCAUAAACGUGAAAAAUAUAUGUAUAGUUUUCUGAAAGACAACAAAUAUAAAAAUGUAAAAUGUUCCUAAGGCUAAAUUGUGAGCUAAUCAGUGUCAACAAAACUAUCAGUCUCAUAGCUAUAUAAUAUAUUAACAAAAUUAAACUGAGAACAAAUCACGAAGGUUACUAUAGGGUUAAAAAAAUUAUAAUUAUAGUUUUACCCUUAUAGCCUCCACUGCCGGUCUGCACAUAUUUUAUUAAUUAUUAUAUGAUAAAAUAGUUUUGUGAAUUAUACGAUGUGUUAGAAAAAAAUAGAAAAUAGUUUUAUUAUUAGACUGAAUUAUAUACGAGUAAAUGUUAGCGGAGGAAGAAAUUUGUCUAAAUGAAAUUAAAUUAGAAGUGCCAAAUUGACACGAUUAUUUAUUUUAGCAGAAAAGAGUUUUAUAGCGUAGUCUGCAGGCCGGUUUUAAUGUAAUAAUGAAAACGGUUGUCGGUUAGUUUUUUUUUAUUGAGCAGGAAUUGAAGUAAAUAAUAUUAAAGAAAAACUACUACAUGUUGUUUUGGUCCAAUGUGAUAAAAAAAUUAUUUUUCUUUUGCUCGUUCUUUAAGAAUUAAUCGACAGUCAUUUUUUAUAUAUGAAUUAAUUAUAUGUUGGGUAAUUAAUUUAUCUCUUAGAUUGUACAGAAUAAUUUUAAAAUCGUUUUAUAUUUUUAAGUGCAAAAUUGACGUAGAAACGAGCCAAUUUAAGCAAUGUGGUGGUUUCUAUAUUACUACGUCUAUUUGAAUAAUGGCGUGAAAACUUUAAAUUUUUGCAAUAUCAGUCUAAAGUUUUAUCGAGAAAGUUCAGUUUAAAAUGUACCUUUCCGAGCAAAUUUUUAAAUUUGCACAUUUUCUAAUAUGUAGGUUUCUAUUUUUACUCCAAAGUCAUAGUUUGUUUAUUUAUUGUUAUUUUACGUGUAUAUAAGGUAUAAUAUUAGAGGUGUAUAUAAUGUAUAAGCCAGACCCCAUGGCGUUUGGCGUAAUAAAUUGUUUAAUUAUGAACCCGCGUAUAAAUUACGUGAAUUCGGGUUCUUUUUUUGUAUUAUUUAAACCAUUUUAUUAUAUAUAUGUAAUGCAUUUAAAUAAUUGUUUCGAAUUUCAAAAAUAAAAGUUUCUCACUA